CAAUGCCUGGAGAGACCCCUGCACGUCCAGGGUGCCCAUCGGGGGCGCCCCCGACAGCGCGUCGGCUGGCGUCUGGAGCCGUUUUGCCCGAGGGGGGCCCGGCGGCGAGGGAAGCGGAUCUCCCUCUCGGGCAGCCAGCGCGGAGUGCCCCUCCGGCGGGAAGUUCUCUUGCGCCAGCCCUGCGCCUGCCGCCCCCCUGGGUCUUGCGCAGGAGAACGUCUCCCCGGCACGAGUCCCCCGCUUGGCGUUGGAGAGCUGGUCGGCUUGGCGUUGAAUGAAAAAGGCAAACGUUGACCACACUAAGAAAAAGUUUCAAGGCUCAGAUAGUUCCCGGUUACCAUGGAAAUCAUGUGGGUGACCCGACUCCUCGUGUUCGGCGUUUUGGCCUCCGCGGUGCCAUCGGAAGACAAGAAGGCCAGUGGUAAGGCUGCGACUCCGGAAGGCAAGAAGCUGAGCGAUAAGGCGACCGCCUUGGCCGACCGCAGUGCCACCCUGGCCUUCAACCUCUACCACGUGAUGGCCAAGGACAAGAACAUGGAGAACAUCUUGGUCUCGCCGGUGGUGGUGGCGUCUUCCCUUGGGCUGGUCUCCCUGGGCGGCAAGGCCUCCACCGCUUCCCAAGCCAAAGCCCUGCUCAGCGCCGACAAACUGAACGACGACUACGUGCACAGCGGCCUGUCGGAGCUGCUGAGCGAGGUGAGCAACGCCAGCCGCCGCAACGUCACCUGGAAAAUCGGCAGCCGCCUGUACGGACCCAGCUCCGUCAGCUUCGCCGACGACUUUGUCAAGAGCAGCAAGAAGCAUUACAACUACGAGCACUCCAAGAUCAACUUCCGGGACAAGCGGAGCGCGCUGAAGUCCAUCAACGAGUGGGUGGCCCAGACCACCGACGGGAAACUGCCCGAGCUCACCAAAGAUGUGGAGAAGACAGACGGGGCCUUGAUUGUCAACGCCAUGUUCUUCAAACCUCACUGGGACGAAAGGUUUCAUCACAAAAUGGUGGACAACCGUGGCUUUAUGGUCACCCGCUCCUUCACAGUGGCCGUUCCCAUGAUGCACCGCACAGGCUUCUACAACCACUUUAGCGACGAAGCGGAGAAGCUGCAGAUCGUGGAGAUGCCGCUGGCGCACAAGCUCUCCAGCAUGAUCUUCAUCAUGCCGAACCACGUGGAGCCGCUGGAGCGGCUGGAGAAGCUGCUGACCCAGGAGCAGCUGAAGGCCUGGCUGGGCCAGCUGAAGAAGCGGGCGGUGGCCAUCUCCCUGCCCAAGGUCAGCCUGGAAGUCAGCCACGACCUCCAUAAACACUUGGCUGAUCUCGGCUUAACGGAGGCCGUUGAUAAAAACAAGGCUGACCUGUCCAAAAUCUCAGGCAAGAAGGAUCUCUACCUCUCCAACGUCUUCCAUGCCGUAGCCUUUGAGUGGGACACGGAGGGGAACCCCUUUGAUGCGGACAUCUACGGCCGGGAAGAAAUGAAGACCCCCAAGCUCUUCUAUGCGGACCACCCGUUCAUCUUCCUCAUCAAGGACAAUAAGACCAAUUCCAUCCUCUUCAUUGGCAGACUAGUGCGGCCCAAAGGCGACAAAAUGCGGGAUGAGUUGUAGCGUGUGUGUGAGCACAUCGUGCACGUGUGUGUGUGGUUGGGUUGUUGUUUUUUUUAAAAUGAGGGAUAUGAUGCUAUGUAUCCUUGAUGAAUUAACUGGUGCUAUGUAGGCCUGUGGAGAGCAAGAACUUGUACACGUGCCUUUUGUGGUCUGAAACUAUCUAGAAGUCAUAAAUGGGGGGGGGGGGGAGACACACAUCAAUGAGUCAUUGCCAUAAGCCAGUGGACCUUAAAGUGGGGUCCGCUAGAGGUUGGUGUACUACCACUCCCAGCAUCCCCAGCCACAAUUUGAGAUGGGGGAUGCUGGGAGUUGUAGUUCAGCAACCUCUGGCAAACCUCACUUUGAAAAGCACUGCCAUAAACACUCCCCUCAUAGACCACUAAGGGGCAGUUUCUGUCUUUUCACACACCACCUUCCUGGCUUCUGUCUCCAGAUUCUGCACACAGCACAGAGAGCGCCCGUGCUGCCUUACACCUUGCUAGUGUCAUAAAGAGUGCGGUUGUUGCCUUGACAGGGAAAGCACCACCAGGUGAUAGAUCAUUUUUCUGCUCUUCUAAAUGUGAAAUAGAGAUAUGGCCGCAAAAUACGGUUCAUUCUUUGACAGAUGGCAUUCUAAGGUGGCCACUCACUGUCUCACAGCAGAAAGGUAAAGUGUGCCAUCAAGUCAAUAUUGACCCCUGGCACCCAUAAGCCCCUUUGGUUUUCUUUGGUAGAAUACAGGAGGGGUUUACUGUUGCCUCCUCCCACAUAGUGUGAGACAGUGCCUUUCAGCUUCUUCCUAUAUCGCUGCUGCCCGAUAUAGUACCAGUGGGGAUUUGAACUGGCAACCUUCUGCUUGUUAGUCACGCAUUUCCCUGCUGCGCCACUUAAGGUGCAUAUAAAUGCUUCCUGUAAGUGAAGAUUAUACCAGGAUUUCUCACCUUGUGGUGAUUGUUCCCUGUAGGGAAAAUGCAUUUUGCGUUCUUAGUUCAGAAUAAAGGAGAUGUAUGUGCAUGUGUGCGCAUACCUGUGCCGUAAAUAUGCUUCAAGCACAAAGACACACCACAUUCGAUGACAUGGGCACUACAGCAAAGGCUCUUUGUGCCAUUAUGCGGGGUGGGGGGGGAGAGGAGAGGGCACUGAGGACGUGGUGGGAUCGUGAAUGUCUUGCAUCAUAGGGGUGCAAGUGUCAAACUCUUUAUCUUUUCUGUUUGAGUUCUUGUACUAUGCAAAACUUUGACAGUUUUAAUUUUUGCAAUAAAAUUUUUUUCAGUGAA
This is a messenger RNA of Hemicordylus capensis (graceful crag lizard), 2858 nucleotides long. RefSeq names its product serpin family H member 1 (gene SERPINH1). Gene Ontology annotation, molecular function: collagen binding; serine-type endopeptidase inhibitor activity. Bases 340 to 1602 code for a protein of 420 amino acids. Gene Ontology annotation, biological process: negative regulation of endopeptidase activity; collagen fibril organization. Gene Ontology annotation, cellular component: endoplasmic reticulum. The transcript has 6 exons. The record is from RefSeq and is a predicted model, not a curated record. Lineage: Eukaryota; Metazoa; Chordata; Lepidosauria; Squamata; Cordylidae.